Molecule: messenger RNA, 2010 nt
Organism: Topomyia yanbarensis
Lineage: Eukaryota; Metazoa; Arthropoda; Insecta; Diptera; Culicidae
Product: pancreatic triacylglycerol lipase-like
Exons: 4
Coding region: 294-1913 (539 amino acids)
Biological process (GO): lipid metabolic process
Molecular function (GO): carboxylic ester hydrolase activity; lipase activity
Source: RefSeq, a predicted model, not a curated record
GAGAGCGCUGAUCGGGUGCCCGUCGCAGUCUUCGAAUGUCAGCCAGCGAGUGCAGAGGAUCAGCCGCGAAUGGAUUAAGUUAGGCAGCGAUCGUAAUUGGUGUUCUGUAAACCGUGCGAAAAAAGCGGCAUCGAACUGAAGUUAAUGGUGAAGAAAUUUGAAAAUUACGACAAUAGAGUGUUUGAUGUAUCACCCAUAAUUACAUGAGUCUCUAAUUAUUAAAAAGAGCUCACAAUUAAUACGUUUAAUCAAACGACGCUGAUAAGGAAUACGGCGAAAUCAAAGAGGGUAAAAUGGAAGUAACUAACACAACGGGGAUCCUCCUGCAGACAAUGUUGUUUAUGGCAAACCAUGAAUGGAACAACAGUUUGUUCAACGCGAUUCACAACGUCACCACGGUCCAUAAUAUAACGUUGACCUCCGAGAACACGCGCUGCUACGGAGUGUACGGCUGCUUUCCACUAACCUAUCCGUGGGUAGAUGAAAAGCGACCCCUGGCAUGGCAUCCACGAUCGCCGGCGCAGUUAGACGUCAGAUUUCCAGUAUUUAACAAACCGGUCCGUGAGCAUCCCCAGUUUAUCGACAUCAACGAUCCGGAUGCCGUCCGACAUCUGGGGAUUAACCCAAACGGUAGGAUCUACUUUGUUACCCAUGGCUAUAUAGAGUCCGGCGAUAGACCGUGGAUUCAAAACUUCGUUAACACCUUUCUGGACAAUGACCCGGACGGGACGGCAACAGUUGUGGUUAUCGACUGGCGCAAGGGUUCUGUACCUCCGUACACUCAGUGUGUCGCUGAUAUCCGGUUGGUGGGUGCUAUAGCGGCUCACGUGAUCCACAUGCUCUAUCAGGAGUUGGGUAUGCGAAACCUGGAUAAAGUGCACGUCCUUGGACAUUCGUUGGGAGCACAUGUCUGUGGGUACGUUGGAUAUUAUCUGCAGAGGGACUUCGGACUCCAGUUGGGACGCAUCACGGGUAUGGAUCCGGCGGAACCGAUGUUCUCCGAUACGGAUCCGAUCGUGCGGUUGGAUUCUUCCGAUGCCAAAUUCGUGGACAUUAUACAUACGGAUGCCACCCCCUGGGUGGAACGUUGGCCACGACCCGGAGGUCUUGGAAUGUACCAAGCUAUUGGACAUGUCGAUUUUUACCCGAAUGGGGGAAAUAGCCAGGUCGGCUGCGGUGAUCCGAUGGAGAAGUUUAUCAGCAAGCACGAAGAUUCUUUCUUCUGGGGAUUCCAGGAAUUUUUCGGCUGCAACCAUCUGCGGUGCCAUCAGCUGUACACGGAUUCUAUUCCGCAGCGCUGUCCAUGGAUGGCGAUCGGGUGUGAAUCGUGGGAGCAGUUUCUGGCUGGCGAAUGCUUCGAGUGUGACGUGGAUGGUCAUUACUGCAUCGAUUUCGGUCCGAAUGCGCAGGGCAGCUACAAGCGGUUGAUCGAGAACGGUGUUAUGAUGCAAGCGCGGCCGAUUCGUGCUUACAUGAUUACCGGGGAUGACUCACCGUAUUGUCGAACGCACUAUAAGGUGACAUUGUCACUAUCGAAGAGCGACGAGAGUUUGAUUCACGGCGGUGAAAUCGGUAAAAUGGCACUGGAAAUGUUUGGUCAAGAGCGACAGCGGUCGGACAAGAUGGAGUUCACCAAAGAACCGAUCUAUUUUGAACCGGGUCGAAACUAUUCGGCAGUCAUGGCCGGAAAGGAUGUGGGCCUGCCAAAGAAGGCAUUCCUGAGCUGGGAGUACAAGACAAACCCGUUGAAUCCACUCACCUGGCGGCUGUUGGCAGCACCUAGAGUUUACGUCGCGUACAUGAUUGUCCAAACGCUGGAGCACCGGUCGUGGCAGAAGCUAUGUCCUCUGCAGAACGCACCGGUUCAUGCCGAUCGGGAUAACGAGUUCCGGCAGGAUUACUGUAGUGACUAGUGAUGGUAGAGGAAGCGGAAGAAAUUUUCAUGUAUUAGGGAAAUAAUUUAUGGCUGCGCAAUAAAACUGUUAGUUUUCGAAUUGAGGCUACAAGUGA